AUGAAGUUCACGUUCACUCUCCUCGCUGCCGUCGUCUCCUUGGGCGGGGCCCUCGCCUCCAACGUCAUCGACCUCGACCCGGACAACUUCGACCAAUUCGUCGGCCAAGGCAAGCCCGCACUUGUCGAGUUCUUCGCGCCAUGGUGCGGUCACUGCAAGAACCUCGCGCCCAUAUAUGAAGAGGUCGCCGACGCGUUUGCGCACGCAAAGGACAAGGUCGUCGUUGCGAAGGUCGAUGCGGACGGGAUCGGCAGGCCGCUCGGGCAGAAGUACGGCGUGAAGGGCUUCCCGACGCUGAAGUGGUUCGGCCCCCAAGGUGGAGAGCCGGAGGACUACCAGGGCGGGCGGGAGUUUGAUGACCUGGUGAACCUCAUCACCACGAAGUCCGGUGUGAAGUCCAGCAUCAAGCCUCCCCCGCCCCCGGCAUACGAGGUCCUCGACUACUCGAACUUCGAUGACGCGGUCACUAACUCGGAUAAGAAUGUUCUCGUCUCUUUCACGGCACCGUGGUGCGGUCACUGCAAGCGCCUGAAGCCUACUUGGGAGAAGGUCGCCGAGAUCUUCGCCACAGAGUCGAACUGCGUUGUCGCGAACCUCGACGCCGACGCGGUCCAGAACAAGCCGCUCGCCGAGAAGUACGGCGUCCAGAGCUACCCGACGCUCAAGUUCUUCCCCAAGGGCUCGAAGGGCGAGCCGCUUGACUACGACGGGCCGCGCAGCGAGGAGGCCUUCGUCGACUUCCUGAACGAGAAGUGCGGCACGCACCGCGCGGUCGGCGGUGGCCUCAGUGACCUCGCUGGCCGUCUGCCCGAGUUGGACACGCUCGCGUCGCAGUUCUUCGCUGCGACCGGCGCGGCGCGGGACACGAUCUAUAAGGACGCGACGGCGCUGGCUGCGAGCGUCGGCCCUGCUGCGAGCCACUACGUGCGCGUGAUGGAGAAGGUGGUGAAUGGCAGCGAGGAGUACGUCGAGAAGGAGAGCAAGCGGUUGGCGAGCCUCCUCCAAAAGCGCACGCUCGCGCCCGCGAAGCUCGACGAGCUCAAGAUCAAGGCGAACAUCCUGAGCGCGUUCAAGAAGGUCGAGGAGACCGUCCAGCGCGUGGCGGACGAGCUCUGA
This is a messenger RNA of Rhodofomes roseus, 1116 nucleotides long. RefSeq names its product protein disulfide isomerase. Bases 1 to 1116 code for a protein of 371 amino acids. Gene Ontology annotation, molecular function: protein disulfide isomerase activity. Gene Ontology annotation, biological process: protein folding. Lineage: Eukaryota; Fungi; Basidiomycota; Agaricomycetes; Polyporales; Fomitopsidaceae. The record is from RefSeq and is a predicted model, not a curated record. The transcript is spliced from 11 exons. Gene Ontology annotation, cellular component: endoplasmic reticulum.